Molecule: messenger RNA, 2639 nt
Organism: Amphiprion ocellaris (clown anemonefish)
Lineage: Eukaryota; Metazoa; Chordata; Actinopteri; Pomacentridae
Gene: gatb
Product: glutamyl-tRNA(Gln) amidotransferase, subunit B
Exons: 13
Coding region: 26-1672 (548 amino acids)
Biological process (GO): mitochondrial translation; glutaminyl-tRNAGln biosynthesis via transamidation
Molecular function (GO): glutaminyl-tRNA synthase (glutamine-hydrolyzing) activity
Source: RefSeq, a predicted model, not a curated record
GGUUCAUUAGAAACAUUAGGACAACAUGGCUGCCUUCUGUGUUGCAGCAAGUGAGCUUCUACAUAAUAUGAAACAAAUAUCAGGAUUUUAUCCAAAAGCUUCAUGUGUAAUCAGAAGAAUCCGCACAACAAACCCACGAUGCGACAGUCAAAUACAACCGAGAGCGAAAAGCACUCCACAGCAGCUGGUUGGAGUGGUGGGUUUGGAAAUCCAUGCCCAGAUUAACUCCAGCACCAAGCUGUUUUCUGGCUCUUCGGUUCGCUUCUCAGCUCCUCCCAACUCCCUGGUGUCGUUCUUUGAUGCGUCCCUACCUGGCACAUUACCCGUCCUGAACAGGCGGUGUGUCGAAGCAGCAGUGAUGACAGGACUGGCUCUCAACUGCAACAUAAAUAGGAAGUCACUCUUUGACAGGAAACACUACUUUUACGCAGACCUCCCUGCUGGAUACCAGAUCACUCAGCAGCGGCAGCCAGUUGCGGUAGAUGGCACGCUGACUUACAGCCUCCUCGAAGGAAAAAAGAGGAGCCAGGUGAUCAGAAAGAAUGUCCACAUCAAGCAGAUUCAGCUGGAACAGGACAGUGGCAAGAGUCUGCACGAUGACGUCCACAGCCAGACGCUCAUAGACCUCAACAGAGCAGGUGUAGGUCUAAUGGAGCUGGUGAUGGAGCCAGACAUGAGCUGUGGAGAGGAGGCGGCAGCAGCUGUCAGAGAGCUUCAGCUCAUCCUGCAAGCCCUGGGCACCUGUCAAGGCAACAUGUCUGAGGGCCAGCUCAGAGUGGAUGCCAACGUGUCCGUACACCGACCAGGUGAGCCGCUGGGCGUCAGGACCGAGGUGAAGAACAUCAACAGUGUCCGAUAUCUGGCCAGGGCGAUAGACUAUGAGAUCCAGAGGCAGAUUGGCAUCCUGCAGAGAGGGGGCACGGUACAAAACGAGACCCGGGCGUACGAUUCCAAAUCAGGAGAGACCAUUCCUAUGAGGGAUAAAGAAGGUCUUCAGGACUACAGGUUUAUGCCAGAGCCUAACCUGCCCCCUCUGAUUGUGUAUGAGGAUAACGCAUCGCUGCCCGCUGGCAUCGAUGCGUGCCAGGCGGUGGUGGUGCAGAAGAUAAAGGAAGGGCUGCCAGAGCUGCCCAGCAUCAAAAGAGACAGGCUGGUGCAGACGUACGGCAUCCUGCCCGAGCACAGCUUCACUCUGGUGAACGAGGAUGGGCUGGUGGAGUACUUUGAGGCGGUGUUGAUGGCGACCAAGAAGGAGCCAAGGAAGGUGAUUGGCUGGGUGACUAAUGAGCUGUUGGGUCACCUCAAACAGCAAGACUUAAGCGUGAGCCAGAGCCCAAUCUCUCCUCCUGCCCUGGCUGAGCUGCUGGAGCUCCAGGAAACAGGACACAUCUCCUCUUCGGUUGCCAAGCAGGUGUUCCAGAAGAUGUGGAGGUCACCGGGCAAGACGGCAGCGCAGAUCACCCAGGAGCACGACUUGGGGCUUGUUAGUGACACCGCACAGCUGCACAGCAUCUGCCAGAAGGUGGUGGACUCCCAUCCCGAUGAGGUUCACGCCAUCAGAAACGGAAACAAGAAAGUGCUGAAUAAACUGAUGGGCCUGGUUCAGAAAGAAACCAAAGGCAGAGCGGACCCAGUUCUGGUGAGGAAGAUUCUACAGGAGAAGACUUCGUGAUUCGGUGAGAACCAACUGUAUGGCAGUGUGAGCAUCAAGCCAUGGCUGACGUGACCUUCAAGACACUGAUGUUAUGCAUCUGAUAGCUGUGGAUAUUUGACUACACAUGAAGCCAGGUCUUUUAUUAAGCCAUCCUUAUUUCCAGAGCUUGACAUUUACUAAAUCCUGAACAACAAAUUGCAACAAUUAAUCGAUUAGUUGUUCUAUCCAUUAUCUAUACACCGCCUAAUCCUCAUUAGGGUCGUGGGGGGCUGGAGUCUAUCCCAGCUGACUCAGGUGAAGGCAGGGGACACCUGGACAGGUCACCAGUCUAUCACAGGACUACACAUAGAGACAAACAAUCACACUCACAUGCUGAGGUUAAUUGGUGACUUUAAAUUGUCUGUAGAAUUUAAAGUCACCAAUUAACCUCAGCAUGUUUUUGGACUGUGGGAGGAAGCUGGAGAACCCAGAGAAAAGCCACACAUGCACAUGGAGAACAUGCAAACUCCAUGCAGAAAGAUCCCAGGUCUAGACCGGGACACGAACCAGGUAUCUUCUAGGUGCAAGGCGAAAGUACUAACCACUGAGCUAAUGUGCAGCCCCAAUUAGUUGUUAUGCCAACUAAUUUGAUAUUAGACUGAUCAGUUUAAGCAAUUUUUCAAUAAAAAAUGGCUAAUUUCUAUGUCUGUAGCUCCGUCAAUGAGAAGAAGCUGGUUUAUUUCCUCCUCUGUGACAGUAAACUGAAGAUCUUUGAACAAAACAAGACAUUCAAGGAAACACUGAUCCACAUUUUUCACCAUUUCAGAGGCCAAACAACAGAUUCAUUCAUCCAGAAAAUAAUCAACAAUUAAGAUGAUCCUUAAUUUCAGACCAGUUCACCUCCAGUUGGACUUUUGUUGUAGUUUUUUAUUUGACAACCUUUAUGUUCUGUAUUUAUGUACGUUAUUUAUGUGUUUGAAAAGUAAUAAACCUUCUCAGAUUAUUA